Molecule: messenger RNA, 1712 nt
Organism: Aphanomyces astaci
Lineage: Eukaryota; Oomycota; Saprolegniomycetes; Saprolegniales; Verrucalvaceae
Product: thymidylate synthase, variant
Exons: 3
Coding region: 25-1158 (377 amino acids)
Biological process (GO): one-carbon metabolic process; dTMP biosynthetic process; tetrahydrofolate biosynthetic process
Cellular component (GO): cytosol; mitochondrion
Molecular function (GO): thymidylate synthase activity; dihydrofolate reductase activity
Source: RefSeq, a predicted model, not a curated record
CCCAACGCAGGAACAAAGUUUACCAUGCACGAGAUCUCUGUGGUCGUGGCCGUCGCCCGCAAGACGUGGGGCAUCGGCAUCAACAACGCAUUGCCCUGGAAACUGCCCAGUGACAUGAAGCGCUUCCGUGAGAUCACGACUGGAACCACGGACGCGACCAAGCAGAAUGCGGUGAUCAUGGGUCGCAACACGUGGGAGUCGAUUCCGGCCAAGUUUCGGCCGCUGCCAGGGCGACUCAACGUCGUCUUGACUCGCAACGCGCAGCUGGCAGCAGAGUUGGAAGCGUCUUCUCCGCAGGUUCUGGCGGCAUCUAGCCUCAACGACGCGCUGUCCAAGCUUCCGUCAGCGACCAUCGAACACGUGUUUGCCAUUGGCGGGGCCAGUGUGUACAGCGACGCCCUGCGUCAUCCCGCGUGCCACCGCGCGUACGUAACGUUGGUGGACGGGGACUUUGACUGCGACGCGUUCUUCCCGUCCACGUUGAAGCAGUUGGGGUUUGUGGAGACAGAGGCGUUGGGCACACAGCGCGAAAACGACAUUGACUUUCACUUUGCCACGUACGAGCGCACUCACGAAGAGCUCCAGUACCUUGCGUUGAUUCAGCGCAUUCUGGACGACGGCAUUCAAAAGGGCGACCGCACCGGCACGGGCACUCUGUCGCUGUUUGGCGCCCAGAUGCGAUUCAGCCUACGGGAUGACGUGUUCCCCCUGCUCACGACAAAGCGCGUGUUUUGGAAAGGGGUGGCGGAGGAGCUGCUGUGGUUUAUCAGUGGCAACACCAACGCCAAGACGCUGCAGGACAAGGGCAUCAAGAUCUGGGACGGCAAUGGAUCGCGCGAGUACCUCGAUAGCAUCGGCCUCGUGCAUCGGGAAGAAGGCGACUUGGGUCCAGUGUAUGGCUUCCAGUGGCGCCACUUUGGAGCCAAGUACAUCGACAUGCACACAGAUUACACGGGGCAAGGCCACGAUCAAUUGGCAGAUGUCAUUUACAAAAUCAAGCACACCCCCAACGACCGCCGCAUCAUUCUGUCGGCGUGGAACCCUGCGGACUUGGGCAUCAUGGCGCUUCCACCGUGUCACAUGUUUUGUCAAUUCUACGUGGCCGACGGCGAGCUCUCUUGCCAGGUAUCGUGCACGGCUUUCCCCGACUCGAAAUGACAGUUCGACAGUAUAUAUUUUUUUGCUAGGAUUUUUUAAUACUCUUAACACAAAUAUUGGUGUGUAGAUGUAUCAGCGCAGUGCCGACAUGGGGCUCGGCGUGCCCUUCAAUAUUGCCAGCUACGCGCUGCUGACCCGUCUCCUCGCCCAAGUGUGUGGGCUCCAAGCUGGCGACUUCAUUCACGUGUUUGGCGACGCGCAUGUCUACUUGAACCAUGUGGCGCCCCUCCAGGAGCAGCUCAAGCGGUCGCCGCGGCCGUUCCCGACGCUCAAGGUGAAUGCGGCCAAGACCGAAAUCGAUGAUUUUACGUUUGACGAUUUCACGCUCGACGGAUACCAUCCCCACAAAACCAUCAAGAUGGACAUGUCUGUGUAACGGGGACGAAUCACACUGUGGGAAGCUGGAUGCUUGUCCUGUAGUAGUUAGUAGUGUAGUACUAGUAGCUAGCAAUACAUAUGACGGCAGUAGACCAGCUAACAGUACGAAUCGAACAACACGUAGUUGUGUGUUGUAUGGUCAUGGUUGGCCGACAGCCACUCGUUCUGGACGACUG